Annulohypoxylon maeteangense is the source of this 2139-nucleotide messenger RNA. RefSeq lists its product as uncharacterized. NCBI's taxonomy places the organism in Eukaryota, Fungi, Ascomycota, Sordariomycetes, Xylariales, Hypoxylaceae. The record is from RefSeq and is a predicted model, not a curated record. The transcript has 2 exons. Bases 180 to 1562 code for a protein of 460 amino acids.
UAGAUUUAUUCUUUUUUCAAAGGAUAACCCCAACAACGACAAGAAACUACUACCUAUUACUACUUUCAUCUUAUUUUCCUCCCAUACUAGCAACAUAAAUACCAUACUUGCUAAAUUGCGAUAGCUACUAUUGCUCUUGAGAAGCUGAACUAUGUGCAGCUUAGCCACACGCUGACAAUAUGUCGCGUGUGGAGAUGAAUAUUAAAACCCCUAUGCUUACAGUUGAACAAGUUCGCCGGCGGUUUGGUGACCCGCAACCUACGAAACAUACGGGCAGACGAUGUUUUACGGGUGCGAUAACGAAGCUAGAGAAAGCCGUCCGGAGAACGAGCAUCUCAGAUCAGCAAACAGAGGAGUUAUCAUUCAACGACCUACCCUAUGGCAUCAAACGUAAGAUCUUCGAGAUGGUUCAAUCGUCGCCUGGCUGGGUCCAUAUAACACUAGAAGAUGGACAACUAGUAGCGUUCGAUGGAAGUAGUCGAGAGGUCUACAUCAAUAGAGAAUGGUACCAAUCCCAUGUAUUCCGACAAGGCCUGAUCCGGAGCGACCAAUUCGGCCUAUUCAAGAGGAGUUUCCUCAACUUAAAUCCUCUAAGACGAGUUAAGCCCUCGGUUAACCGCUUCUCGAUCUUAAUGAAUGAAAAAAAUAUGAUUUCUUCGGUAAAGAUGUCUUCCGAUUGGGUUUUCUUCGACGGGAAAGGGAUCACGGACUUCCAGGACCCGGGUGGGGCUUUACCGUACUCAAUGGCCGAUACCAGAUAUGCUGUCUUCAGGAUGGAAGAUCUAUUCGAACGCAUAAACCGUACAGAGGACGGAGAAGAGGGUGCGGACUUCGUGUUAGCUAGAGGUUCCCGAGUUGAGGAUCUCGUAAUCGUCCUGGGUGAGCUCCGAAAGGACGUUAAGCCCGAUAAAAUGGGCGUUAUCAGAGCUUACCGAGUGGAAAACGUCAAUAAAGAGAUGGGUAAGCUUGCGGAAAUAUACCCGGCCGGAGAGGGUUAUUCGCCAUCUGAGAAUUAUAUGAUGGGUGAUAUCACGAAGGCUUGGUCGAGGACUAUAGUCAGGAGACGACAGAGACAGCACGCUUGGUUGGAGUCUCCAGAUGGCAGGCAAUGGCUCUCAUAUCCUUUCCAUGACAAGACGAAUACGAUAUCGAGGUGGUUGGCAACGGAAGAGGGGCACAAGUGGCUUGAUUCCAAAGGUUCCGAGUUCCUCGCUUCCGAGUCUGGUUGGUGGUGGCUGGCGUCAGCCCUCGGGCACCCAUGGCUCGAGAGCCAGCAGGGGUUACAAUGGCUUGACACAGAAGGUUUGUGGUUUCUCAAAAGCCCACAGGCCUUACUCUGGGCGGACAUUGGUGCACCCAGCGACAAAUUCCAGAAGACUUGGUCUACCACCUCUGCGGGGAUGGCGUGGGCGUUCAAAAAUUGCCCCGAAGGCGUUCCGCCAAAACUUCCGCGGCAGCCGACCGGAAAACUACCGAGGAAUUUGUUCGUUGAUCAAUCCUUUGGCAAUAUUAAUUUCCGGGGAUGGAGUUUUGUGAGAUGUCGUUAUGAGGAUACUGCUUAGGUUUUUGUCGUCGAUCCUAGCAUUGGAAGGAAUAAGAAUAGGGGUGCAAAGGGAAAAGCCUAUUACUUACCUAUAAUCAUUGACGGAAUAGGAAAUAAAGCUCGAGGGAAGCUUCCUGGACCUUAUUCUUCUCCUUGGUUUCUAGCUCUUUAGUUAAGUUGGGUGCAUUUUCGUUUUAUAGUACGAACCAUCUCUAUACACUUUCCAUUUGCAUUUCGUGCAAGACAGCGACAGUUGGUAGUAUAGUCUUCAUAGAAGCUGAUUCUCCAGCGGUGAAUAUAUUUCCAUAAUAUGCACCCUUUAAUACCCACCUCCCUACUUGGGUGUUCAAGGAUGACAGGACGUCAGCCGCAUCGUCAUUCAUUUCACGUCCCUCAGUCAGCAUUCUCGUAUCGAACAUGAAAAUAAUAAUCACAGAACAAAAAUAAGAAUUCAAAACCAUAGUAGAAUCUGAUGAUACCUCUCGUAUUAAUCAUCAUAGGCUUUUCCGUGUGUUGUUGAAGAAAAUUGAGGCUAUUUGAAUUACCAGAUAGGGGGGUUGUAUGCAGCCCAGGCGCAGCAUGAGUCCCGAACAGGC